This is a messenger RNA of Chironomus riparius, 876 nucleotides long. Lineage: Eukaryota; Metazoa; Arthropoda; Insecta; Diptera; Chironomidae. The record is from the annotation of a GenBank genome assembly.
AUGGAAAUGUUUGAAACACAAAUAUGCAGGUUCUGCAGCAAGCAAGGCUUUAUUUUCUGUGAUGUAAAUCAUGAGGCAAUACAAAAGUUCUCAAAUUUCAUUCCAAAUCUGAUAAACAUCAAUGACGAAUCACUGCUACAUAUAUCAAAAGUAUGUACAACAUGCUAUCAAACAGUCAAAAAUAUUGUGUAUAACUUAGAAAACAUAAGAGACACGCAGAAAAUCCUUAAAAUUGAAAAUUUGAUGCGUCCAAAAGUUAAGGAAGAACAGAAGUUAAUUUUUGAGGAUAUAGCUAAGAAAUACACAAAUUUGAAUGUGAAGAAGAUUCAAGUAAGUCCGUCAACAUCAGCACAGGCUGUAAAAGCAGAACAGGAAAAACCCAAAAGUGAAGAAUCACCACCAAAGAAGUUGUUGCUUCAAGCACAGCCAACACAGAAGCUAGUCAUUAUUGAGGCAAUUCCAGAAUCUAGUCCAGAAACAUCAACAAAGAAUAAUCGUUCAUUUAUGUGCAUAACAUGUAGCCAGAAAUUCCAUAAUUAUGAACAGAUGCAAGUUCAUCUUAAAUCCUGCCAAAUAUCAUCCAGCAAUCUUAAGUGCUUUUGUGGCAAAGUGCUCAGAUCAAAAAAAGAACUUGGUAUUCAUGUCUUCACACAGCAUAAGCAGCACAAACAGAAUCAUGUCUGUAAAAUCUGCAAUAAGCUAUUCACAACAAUGACUAGUCUCAAUAAUCACAUGUCUAUGAUGCAUAAUGGAUCAAAAUUGACAUCCAAAGGAACCUUGAUGUGCCACUAUUGUAAAGGGAAGUUCCUUGAUCUUGAUGCAUUAGAAAAACAUCGCAAAGACGAAUGCUGUGGAAGAAAAGUGAACGAAAUGUGA